GUUGUGGUAGCCAUUUUGACAAUUUGUCCACUGGCAUAAGCUUCCCAUCAAUUGUGUAUGUACACAAUGUAACAUUGUACUAAAAAUCAGAGCCUUUUGGAGCGUUUUCUUCCUGAGAUUUCGAGCAACUACGAAAUAAAGAUUUAUAAAAUGUCCUCCUUUAUCUGGACAGCGUUUAUGAUAGUGGUGUUAAUAGCGCUAGUAGUUUUUCUAAUAAAGUUCUUGUUAUGCAAUUGUAUGCUGUCACGUGGAGAAGAUUCCAUUCCAAUUAUUCCUGGACAGAGAGAAGCAUUUUGGAUAGAAUAUGACCGAUUAAGAACGCAGGCCAUGAUGGCACGACAGCCUCCACCGGAUUUUGAUGAAGCGCUGCGAUCUUCCAGACCUGUUUCGUACGUUGAGGUUGUCGAGGAGCCACCUCCAACUUACGACGAUUUUUUAAAAAGCCAGACCCCUUCACCAACAAAUUCGUCGCCAGUGUCACAAGGCACAAAUUUCUCCACGUCCUCCGGACAAAGUAAUGCAAUCGUGGUGAACCCUUUCGAGGACGAUUUUGUCUUUGAUCUAUCUGCUCAAGAAUCGGAUAUAGAUUUGGGAGAAGUAGUUUUCGGCAGGAGAACCCAUAUUUCUCAAGGCACAAGAAAUCCCAAUACAGAGUCGUCGGAUGCAUAAGAAAAAAUAGCAGGGUUGAAAAUAACGACUCAAGACUGAGAAUUAAAUACUUGUAGUAUUAUAAAUUGGUGAUUAUGUAGAAGGCCUCCUGCAGGCAGGAAGUUUGUCAUACAAUUUUUUAAUUAAAAAGUGUAACGUUGCUGUAAAUGGAAGGUGUGGAAAUGAGUUCCCUAUGUAUUUAAAUAAUAAUUUGACGUAUGAAUGUAUGUAUAUUACUCUGUAACUAAUGAUAGAAUUUUUACAUAAAAACAUAAAAUCCAGUAUGUGCAAGUAUAUUA
This is a messenger RNA of Folsomia candida, 947 nucleotides long. RefSeq lists its product as uncharacterized. Lineage: Eukaryota; Metazoa; Arthropoda; Collembola; Entomobryomorpha; Isotomidae. The transcript has 3 exons. The record is from RefSeq and is a predicted model, not a curated record. Bases 151 to 669 code for a protein of 172 amino acids.